Messenger RNA from Formica exsecta, 3963 nucleotides. RefSeq names its product serine/threonine-protein phosphatase 6 regulatory ankyrin repeat subunit A-like. The record is from RefSeq and is a predicted model, not a curated record. NCBI's taxonomy places the organism in Eukaryota, Metazoa, Arthropoda, Insecta, Hymenoptera, Formicidae. The transcript has 17 exons. Bases 93 to 3254 code for a protein of 1053 amino acids. Gene Ontology annotation, molecular function: protein binding.
GUCGGUGUCGCUCGUUUGUAAUCAGGUGACGAUGCUGUCGUAGAAAAGAAAACGAUUAUAAAAAGGAGGAAAGCCCGAGGACACACGUCAACAUGAAUCUUGACCAACAGGAAGCUGUCUUCAAAGAUUUUCACGACGAGUCUCCUUUAUUACGGGCCAUAUUUCGCGGGCAUGUUGAAGCAGUUCGUAUAUUGCUAUCACAACAAGAGGAUGUUAAUUGGCAAGACAAGGAACAACGUUCCCUCUUACAUGCAGCAGCAUAUAGAGGAGAUACCGCUAUUGUAGAACUUCUCUUGUUAAAUGGUGCGGCAGCUAAUAGUAAAGAUAAGAAAUGGUUAACUCCUUUGCACAGAGCUUGUUGUUUGGGCAAUUACAAUGUGGUAGACAUUUUACUGAGAUAUAAAGCAGAUGCGAACGCCCGAGAUCGUAGUUGGCAGACGCCACUUCAUGUAGCAGCAGCAAAUAACGCUGUGCAAUGCGUAGAACUUUUAAUACCGCACUUAUUAAAUAUUAAUGUCACUGAUAGAGGGGGAAGAACGUGUCUUCAUCAUGCGGCAUAUAAUGGGCAUCUUGAAAUGGUCCAAUACCUGAUGCAGUUUGACUGUGUAAUAAAUGCUUCUGACAAGAAGGACCGGAGAGCUCUACAUUUUGCGGCAUACCAGAGACACAACGCGAUCGUAAAAGUGCUCAUAGACAAAGGCGCUGACGUGGAUGUUAAAGAUCGAGAUUUAUAUACCCCGUUACAUGCAGCAGCCGCUUCUGGUAACGUAGAAUGCGUGCGUAUUUUAAUCAACGCUGGCGCGGAUAUCGAGGCCAAGAAUGUGUAUGGAAACACUCCGCUGCAUAUUGCGUGUUUGAAUGGAUGUCCCCUCGUGAUCAAGGCGCUCAUGGCUAAUCACGUGAAUUUAGAGGCCGUGAAUUAUCGCGGACAAACCGCGAUGCAUAUCGCCGCCACCAGCGUACACGGUGUUCAAUGUUUCAAGAUGCUUAUAUGCGAGAGAUUGAAGGUAAACGUUCAAUCGGAAGAUGGCCGCACGCCGUUGCACAUGACCGCGAUCCACGGAAGAUUUACGCGAUCAAAAAUGUUGCUCGAUGCAGGAGCUUUCCCUGAUGCAAGAGACAAGAAUGGAAAUACUGCUUUACAUAUCGCUGCCUGGUUCGGUUUCGAGUGCCUGACAACAUCUUUAAUGGAAAGCGCAGCAUCUCCGGCUACGCGCAACGCGCAACAACGGACGCCUUUGCAUUUGAGUUGCUUAGGCGGACAUAUAGAAGUCUGUAGAAAACUACUGCAGCUCGAUAGCAGACGAAUCGACGCGCGAGACAUCGGUGGCAGGACAGCUUUGCACUUGGCAGCAUUUAAGGGUUCCGUAGAUUGCUUGGAUUUGCUGUUAUCUAGCGGUGCCAACUUCCGCCUCGUCGAUAACGACAAUCGACUGGCUCUUCAUCACGCCGCGAGUCAAGGACACUAUCCUUGCGUCUUCACUCUGGUCGGCUUCGGGAGCGACUCAAACGCUCAAGAUGUGAAUGGCGCCACGCCAUUGCAUCUUGCCGCAGCAGCGUCGAAUUCGAACGCCGAAUCCUACAAAUGCGUGCAGUAUUUACUGCAGCAUCGAGCGAAUCCACAGUUACGCGACAAACGAGGUUUCACCGCGAUCCACUAUGCGGUGGCGGGCGGCAAUCAAGCGGCACUGGAGGCACUUUUGAAUGCACCGUCGCCAUCGGGAAAUGUGGCCGCUUCUUCGCCCGGAUUAGGUUCUACAAUCGGACAGGAACCGCCGCCUCUGCCUGCGCUCACUCCGAUUCAUCUCGCGGCGUAUCACGGUCACGACGAAAUCUUACAAUUGCUUCUACCCCUGUUCCCCGAUACGAACAUCAAGGAAGACAGUGGGAAAACGCCAUUAGAUUUAGCCGCUUACAAAGGACACAAACAGUGUGUCGAACUCUUGUUACGAUUUGGUGCUUUGGUGUCAGUGCAGGAUUCCGUUAUGAAACGUACGCCUGUACAUUGCGCUGCCGCGGCAGGUCACGCCGAUUGUCUAACUCUUCUCCUGCAAAACGCGGACGAUCCCAACGUGGUGAAUCGUUACGAUUCCAAGCUACGGACGCCCCUGACCCUGGCUGUAGCGAAUAAUCAUCCGGAGUGCGCGAUGCUGCUGCUAAGGUACAAGGCUGACUGCAAUUUGCCAGAUGUCAACAAGCACACGCCGCUGUUUCGGGCAGUGAUUAACGAGCGAGAUAAUCAGCUGGUGAAAUUGCUAUUGAAGCACGGUGCGCGAGUGGCUGUGCAAGACGCAAACGGUAAAACGCCGUUACAUUUGGCAGCGGCUUGUGGCAGACUAUACGCUUUAGCAGCGCUCGUUCAAGCCGACCAGACCGCGGCUGCUUUGAAGGACGAUCAGGGAUGCACGGUGCUUCACUGGGCCUGUUACAACGGCAACUCCAAUUGCGUCGAAUAUCUUUUGAAUCAUAACGUGUACGAUUCCUUGGAAGAUAAUCUGUUUUCCGCGGUACAUUGCGCUGUGUAUCAGGGAUCCGCGCAUUGCUUAGACUUGCUGAUCAGCAAAUUCGGCGGACAAGCAGUCGUCGCUCCAAAAGAUUCAUCAUGCGGCUUGUUGCACGUCGCGGCCAGCGCCGGGUCCGUCGAGUGUGCGCGAUUAAUUCUAAACUCAGUCGGACCGGAACUAGCAGGGCUCGAAACGACUGAUUACUUUGGACGGACGCCGCUUCUUUGCGCGGCCGUCAAUGGACAAUGCAACGCUAUUGAAUUGCUACUUGAGUGGAAGGCCGAUGUACGUGCUGUCGAUUCCAGUAAGAAUACGGCGUUACACUUGGCAUGCCAGAGACGACAUUCUGCCGCGGCGUCGCUGCUUUUAAACUGGAUCGAGUCGCUUGGCGGCCCCGAUGUUGACAAGAACAUAUCGCAACAGCAACGAGUGGCUAUUAUCAAUAUGACCAACAAACAGCAAAGAACGCCGCUGCAUCUGGCGGCUAGGAAUGGCCUCGUAACAAUUACUCGUCGGUUAUUGCAAUUAGGCGCCAGUGUCGUGGCCGUUGAUGCCGUAGGACUUACACCCGCGUUAGCCUGCGCCCCGAAUCCGGCAGUGGCCGAGUGCUUAGCUACUAUUCUUGCCGCUCAUGGUCAAAAUGGAGAAACCACGCAAUACUCGUCAUCUAUUCAGCAAACGUCGGAGGUGUAUCUGAAUGACCGAAAUGGCGUAGACUCGCAACAUAGUUCCGACUCGGAAUUUUACUGACAGCGAGCAUUGACGUGCUCGGAUCGUCCUGCGUUCCAAGCGAAUCUGGACAUGGAAUCGAUCGCACGGCAAUAUCGUGAUCGCUAGAUCAAUCUGGAUAAGAGUUGUUGGCUUUUUUCCAUUCUAGUAUAAUUAAGACCUCUAACUCGGGUGAGCUGCGUGAGAAAUCGUCGAACAAUCGACAAAUCUCUCACGAUGACUAGCCACUUUAAGUAGCGAUCGUGACAAUACCUAUGUCUGUAAUUCGAUAGAGUUACUAAUCGACUGCCAAGAGGGGUACGGAUGCGAAUAUAAGUAUGUAACUAGAGUAAGUUAAUAAUAGCUGAUAAACUUGCUGUACACGAGCUGUACAACAUUCAAAAUUAUCCAGCUUUCUAUUUGUAAUAAUGCUAAAAAAUGCACUAGGACAAAAUUGUUUUACAUCACACAACAUGACAUUUUAUGUAAAGACUAAAUAUUAUUAUAAUUUCGUUUUAAAAAUCUAUCAUAUAAAAUUAGAGAGUAACGUAUAGAGUAUGUGUAAUUGUCAUUCGGUGUCGUGUAACGAUAUCCGUGUACGAUUAACGAUAGAAUAGUUGACGUUUUAGGUUGCGUUCGGAAACACUCGCGUAUACACGAGCGUCGUUCUAUCUUUGUUAUUUAUUAAUAGCGUUUUCGAAUGAACGGGUUAAUCCAACCCGGAUCAAUUAAUCACUAUAUUUUACUAUGA